Molecule: messenger RNA, 2513 nt
Organism: Cyprinus carpio (common carp)
Lineage: Eukaryota; Metazoa; Chordata; Actinopteri; Cypriniformes; Cyprinidae
Exons: 1
Coding region: 558-2465 (635 amino acids)
Source: RefSeq, a predicted model, not a curated record
UUAGAUAUUCCCCCGGAUAUAUUUUUAAGUGUUUGGUCCACUUUUCCUCUCUAAGCCACACCCUUUUCCUAGGUCUCUUACUCCCAUAGCCACACGUGCUGUAGGCCCUAGCAGAAACUUUUGCGAAAGGUAGCAGGUUUAGCCCCUUUAUUUUCUUCCUAACACUUCCAGCGUUCGUAUUCAUUCCAUUUCAUUGCAGACCAAUUUAUUUGGUGUUUCUGUUUUCACUGUGCUCUUUCCUAUCUUCAGUUUUUUUUUUUUUCCCUUUUCAUGCUGUUGUGAUUUUGUUUCUUACAGUUCACCGAGAGACCCCAAGGAGAGCUAAGUAGUAGAGCGACAACCGAACAGCCGGUGUCACCAGGUGACCCACGAGGCUACCACCUGUCAAAGUCUCUAUUUUGGGCCGACCCGUAAUUGAACCCGUCUAACUGUCUGCAUCAGUUAGCCGAAAUUCUUAUAGACGGCAUAGCCCGUACGAUAGCUCGUUAGCCAGAAAACAAACUUGCAUUGGCCUCUUUGUGUGUGUGCUGUGUUUCUCUCGUCCGCAGUGAGCCAGGAUGUCCCGUUCAUCCAGUCCCGCAGUCCCUUGGGAUCAGCUAGCGACAUGGCUGGAAACGAUGACGACCCCCUUCCUGCCCACAGACACCAGUGACCUGCAUCACUUGAGCCAAAGACAACUGGACACUGAGAUGGACCAGCUGAUGGCACACGAUCCGACGCAGAGUUACCCCCACAAAGAACUCGCCAGGAUCACCGGGACCCUAGCUCACCUCCUCAUCGCCCAGGCACGGCUCAGCGAAAAGAGCUACCUCGACCUGGAGCAGGAAGCUGCAACUCUAAGACUUCAAGCGGAGGAAGCCCGGAAGCAUCAGGCUCACACCCAGAGCCGUCUAGAUAAGCUACUUCUCGAGACCCAAGACCAGCACGAGAAAGAGGAUGCCACAGACCCAGGGCUACAGGAGGAAGUAGACAGACUUCAAAAUGCCCUGGAGAAUCUUCGUCUGGACACAGACCAAAGAGAACAUUUGGAGAGAGAAGCCCGAGAGGGACUCGAGGCAAAGCUCCGACAAGCUGAAACCCUCCUUGAAAGGGCUGAAAUUGAACUGAAAGAAAGAGAUGCUAAAGCUAAAGCCUAUGAAAAUCACCUGAACAUGGCCCGAGCUGAAAUCCAUGAUCUUACACAGCAUAAAAACUGUCUAAAAGAUGAACUUGACAUCGUUCACAGAGAACUGAAACAUUCUUAUAGACUGCAAAGUGAACAAAAAGAGGAAAAACACUCCACAGAGUUUCCCCUGGCCAGUGGACCCAAGCCUUUCAGCCAAGAACUUAGAGCUGAAAAAGGGAGUGAAAGCCUGCUUUUCAAAAUGUCACCAACCAGCCUGCACGAACCCCUGUCAGCAGCGGGGGAGGGAAAACCCUUCCAGAAAGUCCUGGUCACCAGCCACAGACACAUGGCUCCCAAAGAACUGGACAAGCUGGCUAGAAACAUCCCUACGUUCAACCCAGAUCCUGCAGGAGGCCAUGACAUUCACGCUUACUUACAGGACAUAGACUUUCACUUACAAACUGUCGCCAACGUAACCACUUGGGACAAACUGUACCUGCUCAGAAUUACGUCCAGUCGUGAGGUACGCAGUUUCUUAGACCGUCAACCAGAGACUGUCAAAACAGACUACCAGCAACUGCGAAAAGCUUUGGUGCGUGAAUUCUCUGAUCCAGAAUCAGACCAAGGGUUAGUAACCGCAAUGGACCUCAAGCAAGGUCGACUUGAAACCCCACCAAAUUUCUAUAACCGACUGCGACGUGCCUACUUCGGAGCACGAAAUGAACCAGGCAUGGAGGAAGACAUUAACUUCCGAACUUUGUUUCUUCAAAAUCUCCAUCCUACUGUAAGCCACCAUUUGGGAGUAUUAGCGUGCCCGCGUAGCAUGUCAACGCAACAGUUACGCGACUUAGCCCAUAAGGCUUACACCAAACAAAAGACUGUGUCAGAAAAGACUGUAAAACACCCAACUAUUUGCCCUGUCUCUGAGUCCUAUUCAGAGUUGACCCUAGAGGGCGCCCAACCGCACCACAGUUAUAGACCCAACAACCGAGAGUCAAGACCGUUCCAAGCCAGCAGAGGGCAGCGUGGUCGUGGUGGUGCCCGUCCGAGGCAACAGAACGACCGCUCUGGAGGAUCCUGGGACCGGCCUCGCCCCUCCCACAACCAAAAGGGGGAGGGCACCUGGGAAGCCAGCCGGCGACUCAGAAAUAGCCGACCUACAGCCUCCAGAACACCAAGCCCAGGGAGCCGGGAGGGGGAACACUCUCAACGUGAUGCUUGGAAGCUCAAGGCUGAACCCACAUCUAACAAGGAAAGUGCAGCCACAUCCAAAGCUGCAGAACUUCUGAAUGUACUGAGAGAGUUCCUUAAAAAGAAACCUCACAAGGAAGACAAGAGGGAUAAACCAGACACCGCAUGACUAAACCUUAUGCCUGAAACCAACACCCUUCCCGACGUCUCAGCAACU